Molecule: messenger RNA, 1711 nt
Organism: Ipomoea triloba (trilobed morning glory)
Lineage: Eukaryota; Viridiplantae; Streptophyta; Magnoliopsida; Solanales; Convolvulaceae
Product: protein trichome birefringence-like 25
Exons: 3
Coding region: 173-1477 (434 amino acids)
Cellular component (GO): Golgi apparatus
Molecular function (GO): O-acetyltransferase activity
Source: RefSeq, a predicted model, not a curated record
CUGCUAACAGUAUAGAAAUCAUGAAGAAGAAUGCAUUUGAGUUAAUUAAACUUUUUAUUAAUGAGCCAGAUCAUCAUUAAUCCAUCAUCCUUUUCCUUUUCUUGUUCUAUAUUCCUCAAUUGAGUUGUGGGCGCGCAGCUUAGUUCAUGAGCCCAGAGCAAAAUUAGGUAGAAUGAAGGCCAUGAUGAAUAACAGUGUGGGCAACAAGCAAUUCUCAUGGGGUUUUGUCAAGUUUGCAGUUUGUCUUAUGCUGGUGGGACUUGCCUAUCGUUUGCUCCUCUCUAAUUCUGUGCAGUUCUCCACUGUUCUGGUCGCCACCGACUCUGCGUCCGUCGCCGCCGACGAGACAUUGCCGCUGCCGGUUUCCAGUGAUGAGCUUCUGGAGAAUGUUGAUGAGGACCAGAGUUCUGAGAUUGUAAAAUGUGAUUUGUUUGUGGGAGAUUGGGUUCCAGAUUCUAGGGGUCCAUUUUACACUAAUGAAACCUGCAAUUCAAUACAAACCCACCAAAACUGUAUGAGCAAUGGGCGGCCUGAUACAGAUUAUAUAUACUGGCGGUGGAAACCCAGAGACUGUGAACUUCCAAGGUUUAAUCCACGGAAGUUCCUCAAUUUCAUGAAGAACAAAUCAAUGGCUUUUAUUGGGGAUUCGAUUAUGCGGAACCAUGUUCAGUCACUGCUUUGCAUUCUCUCACAGGAGGAAAAAGUUGAAGAGGUCUACCAUGAUGAGCAAUACAAAAGCAGAAGAUGGUAUUUUCCUGCAAAUGACUUCACUCUGUCAGUGGUUUGGUCUCCAUAUCUCGCAAAAGCCACGAUAUUUGAAGACGAUAAUGGAGUAUCCACGGAUAUAGUCCAACUCCAUCUUGACAAACUUGACGAGGUAUGGACAGAACAGUUCAAGAAUUUUGAUUAUGCUGUUGUUGCCGGGGGAAAAUGGUACAUGAAGCCCGCGAUUUACUAUGAGAAUGGUGUGAUUGUGGGGUGCCACAGCUGUCCCGGGAAGAACAUAACAGAGGUAGGAUUGGACUUUGCUUAUCGCAGAGCAAUGAAUUCGACUCUCGGGUACAUUGCUAGCUCGAAGCGAAAGGUAUACACAUUCUUCAGAACCACAACACCAUCCCACUUUGAGAAUGGAGAAUGGAACACUGGAGGUUAUUGCAACAGAACGAGGCCGUUUAAAGAAGGCGAGGCUGAAAUAGAUAGUACAGACGAGCUAAUGCGCAGAAUUGAACUGGAAGAAUUUGAGAAGGCAUCGGCAGUGGGAUCAGAUCGGGAGAAGGGAUUAUCCUUAAAACUGUUUGACACUACUUAUGUUUCCCUUCUGAGGCCGGAUGGACACCCAGGAAUCUACAGGCAGUUCCAUCCAUUAGCUGGAAAAGACAAGGGGGUUAAGGUUCAGAAUGAUUGUCUGCACUGGUGCCUGCCUGGUCCUAUAGAUUCUUGGAAUGAUUUGAUGAUGGCAAUGCUUCUCCAUCCUUAAGGAGAUACAAGUAUAUAUAUAGCAAAAAAAAUUUCCCAGUUUUGAUGAUAUUCUUAGCUUGAUUUUCCUAACAGGAAAAUUCAUGGUUAAUUUGAUCUAUCUGUUCAUUUAAAAUGGCUUUGCAGAAUUGCAGCACAUCAUAUCGCUGCAGAGCACAGAGAUGAAGAAAGAUGUGAUUGAUUAUUGUAGCAUUGCUUCGGGUGUAAAUAAAUCAAUCAAAAUGUUUUUUUUUUU